This is a messenger RNA of Penicillium brevicompactum, 1638 nucleotides long. RefSeq lists its product as uncharacterized. Gene Ontology annotation, biological process: transmembrane transport. Gene Ontology annotation, cellular component: membrane. Gene Ontology annotation, molecular function: transmembrane transporter activity. Lineage: Eukaryota; Fungi; Ascomycota; Eurotiomycetes; Eurotiales; Aspergillaceae. The record is from RefSeq and is a predicted model, not a curated record. The transcript has 9 exons. The coding region runs from base 1 to 1638 and encodes 545 amino acids.
AUGGCUGGAGUUGCGAAUAUGCCGCACGACAUGAACGUUCCAACCGAGGCCGCGAAGCAGGGUCACAGCAGGCAUGCAGAUGUGGGGAGAGUGGACCAGAAAUCACGGCCAAAAAUGGACAAGACAACACAGGACCAUGUCGAGAGGAUAACUUCCGACCCCGGUGAUGUGCCACAAAAGCACAUAGGCAUAGACGAAGAGCUACGCAAGUACGUCGUCGCCGCCGACAAUGUACAAGUCGACGAGGUCACCAGCAAGCGACUGCGGCAUAUGAUCAAUAAACGUGUUUUGAUUGUCAUGGUAGGAACUUACUUCCUGCAAUCGCUGGAUAAGAACGCAAUAAGUUAUGCUGCUAUCAUGGGGAUUCAGAAAGAUGCGAAUCUCCAGGGACAGGAUUAUUCCUGGAUCCACACGGUCAUAUACUUUGGUAUAUUGUUUGCCGAGUAUCCAACAAAUAUCAUUGUGCAGAAGGUGCCUAUUGCAAAGUACCUGGCGGCAAACAUCUUCUUAUGGGGAUUGACAUUGACAAUGACCUGUUUCGGCUUCAACUUUGCAAUUCUAGCUGCUCUUAGAGUCCUGUUGGGAAUCUUCGAAGCCGUCUCUCAGCCUACUUUUUUGUUGCUUUCUUCAAUGUGGUAUAGGCGCGAGGAACAAGCACAUAUCGUUACUUACUGGUUUGGAAUGAACGGAGUCCAAGGAAUCUGCGGCGGUCUCUUCGCAUACGGAAUGAGCCACGUCCACUCGCCUGUGUUGAAAUCCUGGCAAUUUCUCUUCAUCCUGCUCGGCUCCAUCACCUGCGUUUGGUCGAUGUUCGUUAUGUGGUGGAUGCCCGAUAGUCCUAUGCGUGCAAAAUGUUUCUCGGAAACAGACCGGGUGCUCAUGAUCGAGCGCGUUCGAGCCAAUCAAACAGGUAUUCAGAACAGGAGCUUCAAGAAAGCUCAUCUCAUCGAAGCUCUUCGGGAUCCACAGGUUUGGCUCUACGUUUUGAUUCAAAUAAUCAUUCAGAUUCCUACAGGCGGUCUUGGAUCCUUCUCAACGAUCUUGAUCAAGAACUUCGGAUUUACCGAGCUGCAAACAGAACUGCUUUCAAUGGUCAAUGGAGGCGUUCAGUGUUUUGUUCUCUUGACCUCUGCGUGGCUUUCUCGACGCUUCAGUCAGACUGUCAUUUUCCAACUGGUCUUCCUCAUGCCAAACAUAGCAGGAACCGCAGUUCUAAUGGCUGUGCCCAUUUCCCACUCCACACGCGUCGGCCUUCUCAUCGGAUACUGGUGUACACUCUCUUUCUGGGGUACAACCACUCUCCUCAUGCCCCUCCUAUCUCGUAAUGUCGCCGGUCAGACCAAGAAGUCUAUCAGCACCGCCUCCCUUUUCUUUGCAUGGGCAGUGGGAAACAUGAUUGGACCACAAGUUUUCCAAUCAAAGGACGCACCGAGAUAUUUUACGUGUUUCUCAGUCCACAUGGGGUGCUACGGGGUCCUUAUCAUAUUGCUUCUUACGCUAAGAUGGCAUUUGAAGAGGCAGAAUUCGAUCAAGGACGCUUUGCAGGAACAGGAUUGGAGUGCCAAUGCGAUGAAUUUGGAUAAUGCUUUUGAUGACUUGACCGACCGAGAGAAUUUGAGCUUCCGGUAUAAUUACUAG